Closterium sp. NIES-65 is the source of this 1218-nucleotide messenger RNA. Lineage: Eukaryota; Viridiplantae; Streptophyta; Zygnematophyceae; Desmidiales; Closteriaceae. The record is from the annotation of a GenBank genome assembly.
AUGCUGUAUACAUCUCCUCACCCCCGCUCUUCUUGCCCCCCCCCCUCGCCUACCCUGUCCACCGCCCCCAGCGUCGUCGUCCCCACAGCCGCCCCGUCCGUGGGCGUGGAGGUGCGUGUGAGUGCGUGGCAGCAGAGGGGGAGGAGGGCAGGCGGAUUGGGGGAGGGCGCAGGGCAGGGCGGAGGGGAGCAGGUGAGUGUGCGAUGGAGAGGGGUGGCGAGCAGCAAUGACGUCUGGAGAAGUGGCAGCGAGGGCAGCAGCAGCAGCAGCAGCUGGGGCAAUGGGAGUGGCGGCAGUGGGAGCAGGCGAAGGCAGGCAGGCAGCAGCAGGUGCAGCGGUGGUGCGUGGCGUGGCGUGUGUGGUGCUGCUCGGCCCGUGCUGUGGCUGCCAGGGACGCACGGCUGUGAGAAGCGCUGCCGCACGCCAAGGGCGGGCAGGAGGGCAGUGCGCGCUGUGAGUGGUGAGGCUGGAAUGGAGCAGCAGGGGGGAGAGGUGAGUAACGAAGAAGCGGGAGAGGAGGUUGUGGGGAGGGGGUCACAGGUGGGGCAAGGCGUUGCAUUGGGGGCAUUGGAGAAGGAAAAAGGGAAGGAGGAGGGGAAGGAGAAGGAGAAGGAGGGCACGUGGGCGAGCAGCAGCCACCACGUUCUGUUCUGCUCGCAGUGUGGCUCUCCCACCAAUCUCAUUGUGCCACCUGGGGACGACAAGCCAAGGGACGUGUGCAGCAGCGAGCGGUGUGGGCGCGUGCACUACGCCAACCCCAAAGUGGUCGUCGGCGCGCUCUGCCUCUGGGAGGGCAAGGUGCUGCUGUGUAGAAGGGGCAUCCCACCGUGUGAAGGCAUGUGGGGCUUCCCUCAAGGGUUCUUGGAGCUGGGGGAGUCGUCGAGGGAGGGCGCAGAGAGGGAGGUGCGCGAGGAGGCGUGCGCAGAGGUGCGAGUGAGAAGCCUGCUGGCCGUCUACAACAUUCCCAACCAGGUGCAGAUCAUCUACCUCGCUGACCUCCUCUCGCCGCACUGCGCUGCUGGCUCCGAGACACUAGAAGCGGGUCUCUUUGAGUGGGACGAUGUUCCCUUCCCCGACCUUGCCUUCCCCACUGUGGCAUGGGCGUUGGAGCACGCGCGGCAGCAGCUGCAGCACCCACAGGCGGUCAUUCAGCCGCAGCUGAGGACCAAAGUGGUCGGCACCACUGGCAUGUUCAGCGGCUCCUAUGUGGAUGCAUAA